Molecule: messenger RNA, 1106 nt
Organism: Formica exsecta
Lineage: Eukaryota; Metazoa; Arthropoda; Insecta; Hymenoptera; Formicidae
Product: retinoid-inducible serine carboxypeptidase-like
Exons: 7
Coding region: 206-1039 (277 amino acids)
Biological process (GO): proteolysis
Molecular function (GO): serine-type carboxypeptidase activity
Source: RefSeq, a predicted model, not a curated record
GUUAUAGAUCAAAGAUUACAAUGUUCUCUUCAUCGAUAAUCCUGUUGGUACUGGCUUUAGUAACGCUGAAAACAUAUCCGCAUUCGCAACGACAAACGCUCAAAUCGCGAGCGAUCUUUUAGAAUGCAUUCGAGGAUUCUACAAGCAAUUACCGAAAUUUAAGCCUGUUCCAACAUAUAUCACCACUGAAUCAUAUGGUGGAAAAAUGGGCGCGGAAUUUGCGCUUGUCUGGGAUCGAGCUCAAAAGGCUGGCACUAUUGAAAGUAAUCUAAAGGGGGUUGCACUUGGGGACGCUUGGAUUUCUCCUAUCGACUCUACAAUAACAUGGGCGCCAUAUCUACUCAGCACGGGUAUGGUUGAUACGGAAGGUUUUAAAGAAAUUGAUGCUGCGGCAAACGAGACAAGAGAUAAAAUAGAAACAGGCCAAUGGCGAGAGGCAACUAACUAUUGGGCUUAUACGCAAACUAUCGUUUUAGAAAAAACUUACAACGUUGACUUCUACAAUAUUUUGACAAAACAGAAAUGGAACUAUUAUCAUUCAUCGCCACAGAAUAUAUUGUCCUUUGAUGGAGACGCUAUAUAUCGAUAUUUUAUUCCACUUUGGUCUCAGUCACUUGAUAGUUUGAUGAAUGGCCCAGUAAAAAAAGCGCUCGGUCUUAACGUCACUCAUGGCAUCCAAUCUAGCACAGUUUUCGACUGCUUAACAGAAGAUUUUAUGAAGCCUGUUAUUAAUAUAGUGGAACAAUUACUUAAUGAAACUCACUUGAACAUAUUCGUAUACAAUGGACAAUUGGACUUAAUUGUCGAUACACCGGGCACCCUUCUUUGGGUCGAAAAACUAAAAUGGAAAGGCGGUAACACCUGGAAAAGCUCGGUGAGGCAGCCGCUCGUCUCUGAAGAGAUCAUCGAGGGCUUUUUGAAAACUUAUGAUAAAUUCUGGAUGUACUGGGUGAACAGAGCCGGACAUAUGGUUCCGAAAGACAAUCCAGCAGCUAUGGAAGUAAUAUUACAGAACCUGACAAGCAAUGCAAACAACUAAACGAAAGCAAAAACUAAUUUUUGUAUUUAUAAAUAUAAAAACUAAAUGUGUAAUUUAGGUGAUGGUA